UUUAACCCCUCACUCUCACUCUCUGCAACACCGACAUUACUUUUUUUCUUCUUCUCCAACAAUGGCCUCCUUCCACUGCCACCUCCUCCUCCUCACUCUCCUCUCCCUCGCCGCCGCCAUCUCCGCCCACAACAUCACCGCCAUUCUCGAAGCCAACCCCGAGUACAGCCAGUACAACUCCUUCUUAACCCAAACAAGACUAGCCGACGAGAUCAACACCCGCACCACCGUCACCGUCCUCGUCCUCACCAAUGGCGUCAUGUCAUCCCUCGCCGCCAAGCACCCCCUCUCCGUCAUCAAGAACGCCCUCAGCCUCCACAUCCUCCUCGACUACUACGACCCCGCCAAGCUCCACAAAAUCUCCGACGGCUCCGUCCUCACCACCACCCUCUACCAGACCACCGGCCACGCCCCCGGCAACCUCGGCUUCGUCAACAUCACCGAUCUCUCCGGCGGCAAAGUUGGCUUCGGCUCCGCCGCCCCCGGAUCCAAGCUCGACUCCAGCUACACUAAAUCCGUCAAGCAGAUUCCCUACAACAUCUCCGUCCUCGAGAUCUCUGCCCCGGUCAUCGCCCCCGGAAUCUUGACCGCUCCGGCCCCGUCGGCCUCGGAUUUGAACAUCACCGCGCUUCUAGAAAAGGCCGGGUGCAAAACCUUCGCUUCUUUAAUCGUCUCCAGCGGCGUGCUCAAGACUUUCCAGACCACCGCCGAUAAGGGAUUGACUCUGUUUGUGCCGAACGACGAGGCGUUUAAGGCUAAGGGAGUGCCGGAUCUGACCAAGCUCACCAAUGCCGAGGUCGUUUCGCUCUUGCAGUACCACGCCGUCCCUAAAUACACUCCCAAAGGUGCCCUCAAGACCACCAAGGAUCCAAUCAGCACUCUCGCCACCAAUGGCGCCGGAAAGUACGACCUGACCGUCACCACCUCCGGUGACCAGGUCACACUCCACACCGGAGUCGACUCCUCCAGAGUCGCCGACACUGUCCUCGACUCUACUCCGUUUUCAGUCUUCACCGUCGACAGUGUUCUUCUCCCAACUGAGCUCUUCGGCAAAUCUCCGUCGCCGGCGCCGUCGAUGGAGCCAGUAGCUGCUCCUUCACCGACACCAGUCCUUGCUCCCAGCCCAGCUUCCGUAGAAGCGCCGUCGCCGUCGGCCGCUUCACCGCCGGCUCCUCCUUCCGAGACACCGGAGGGAGCUCCGUCGGAUGCACCGUCGGCAGCGGCGGCGGACAGUACCUCGCCGAACGGAGCUGGUCACGUGACUUCACCUGCAUUGCUGAUGACAGUGCUCACUGUCGCCUCUGUGACUGUCAUUUCCUCCGUUUUCUUGUCCUGAACGGUAAUUUGAGAUGCGUCUGUUAAUUUUUUUUUUCUUUUUUUUUUUCUAGUUUUAAUUUAUUGGUGUUUGUAGUAUUUCGACCGUUUGUUAUUGGGUUACAGAGAUUUUUAAUUUAAAUUUUAAAUUUU
This is a messenger RNA of Rosa rugosa (rugosa rose), 1467 nucleotides long. RefSeq names its product fasciclin-like arabinogalactan protein 10. The record is from RefSeq and is a predicted model, not a curated record. Gene Ontology annotation, cellular component: plasma membrane. NCBI's taxonomy places the organism in Eukaryota, Viridiplantae, Streptophyta, Magnoliopsida, Rosales, Rosaceae. The transcript has a single exon. The coding region runs from base 62 to 1336 and encodes 424 amino acids.